AUAUAUUUUUAAUAUUUGCAGCUGACAUUUGGCCCAUUCAUUUCCAGACUAGACAUCAGUCAUCUUCUAUCCUGAUCCAAUUUUUCAUCGGAAGUUUCUGUUUGAAUCGCCGAUCAAAUUCCAGCUUUUUCCAACCAUGUCCGGCAACCUCGGCUGCGUGAUCGUCGCCGUCGACGGCAAUGAGGAGAGCAUGAACGCCUUGACCUGGGCUCUCGACAACCUCAAGCUCCGAUCCUCUUCUACUCCAGACGACUCCACCUCCGCCGGCCACUUCGUCAUCCUCCACGUCCAGUCUCCGCCGUCAAUCUCCGCCGGCCUCACUCCCGCCGUGGUCCCCUUCGGUGGGCCCAGCGAUUUGGAGGUGCCGGCGUUCACGGCGGCUAUCGAGGCCCACCUGAAGCGUAUCACGGAGGCUAUUCUUGCACACGCUUUGGCGAUUUGCUCCGAAAAGAAGGUGAAUGUGAAAACCCACGUGGUUGUUGGGGAUCCGAAAGAGAAGAUUUGUGAAGCUGUUGAGAAUUUGCAUGCUGAUUUACUUGUCAUGGGCUCCAGAGCUUUUGGCCCUCUUAAAAGGAUGUUUCUCGGAAGUGUGAGCAACUAUUGUGCUAAUCAUGCACAAUGCCCAGUGAUCAUUUCCAAGACAAAGGGCGCAGCCUCAUAAAGCAUGUGCAUAUCUAUGUCUCUUGCGCUGCUGCUCGGGAGGUUCAUCGGCAAAUAUACUGUUUCUGGGAUGUGUUGCUGGUAACUGUUCUUAUGUUGAGUGUGGUCUUCUUAUAAACAUUGUUUCUGGACCUACUGUGUAGGCUCAUUUUUUUUAUACACCCUGUAAUAUCUAGAAGGUACAAUUACAAUUGUUUUCUUUUGUUGGAGACAAGUCCCGUGGAUAUGAACCGUAAAUGUAUAUGAAUAACUUUCAAAUUACAAGACGAGGGGCCAAGACAGUUGAUUCUUUACCAAUAGUCUUGGAACAUCUUUCUGCAUCCUGUGUAUUGGAAGAAAUUAUGUUUUGUUUGUUGGAC
Messenger RNA from Fragaria vesca subsp. vesca, 1019 nucleotides. RefSeq names its product universal stress protein A-like protein-like. The record is from RefSeq and is a predicted model, not a curated record. Lineage: Eukaryota; Viridiplantae; Streptophyta; Magnoliopsida; Rosales; Rosaceae. The transcript is spliced from 5 exons. Bases 137 to 661 code for a protein of 174 amino acids.